AUGGAAACCAUGAAUGCCACAAUGCUGAAGGGCUCCAAUGAGUCUGAGUGGUGCACCAGGGACACAAGGGUAGCACAUCUGGUGUUUCCAGCUGUCUACACUGCCCUUUUCCUCAUGGGCAUCUUGCUGAAUGUUCUGGCUCUCUGGGUGUUCAUUCACAUCCCCAGCUCCUCUACCUUCAUUGUGUACCUUAAGAACACUUUGGUGGCUGACUUGAUAAUGACACUCAUGCUUCCAUUUAAGAUCCUCUCUGAUGCACACCUUGGACCCUGGCAGAUCAGAGCUUUCGUGUGUCGUUUCUCUGCCAUCAUUUUUUACCAGACCAUGUAUGUGGGAAUCAUACUGCUAGGACUCAUCGCCUUUGACAGGUUCCUCAAGAUCUUCAGACCAUUUGGAAAAUUUUUUGUACAAAAACCUGUCUUUGCAAAAAUGGUCUCAAGCUUCAUCUGGUUCCUUUUGUUCUUCAUCUCCCUGCCAAAUAUUAUCUUAAGCAACAAUGAAGCUACACCAUCAUCUGUGAAAAAGUGUUCUUCUUUGAAGGGCCCCCUGGGGCUGAAGUGGCAUCAAGUGGUAAAUUACAUAUCCCAGUUUAUUUUCUGGACUGUUUUCAUCCUAAUGCUUUUGUUUUAUGUGGUGAUUGCAAAAAAAGUAUAUAAUUCUUAUCAAAAAUCCAAAAGUAAGCACAGAAGAAACAACAAAAACCUGGAAGGUAAAGUUUUUGUUGUUGUUGCUGUCUUCUUUGUAUGUUUUGCGCCAUAUCAUUUUGUCAGAAUUCCUUACACUCAGAGUCAAACCAACACUAAAACUGACUGUAGAUUGCAAAAUCAACUGUAUGUAGCUAAAGAAACAACUCUCUUUAUGGCAACAACUAACAUUUGUAUGGACCCCUUAAUAUAUAUAUUCUUAUGUAAGAAGUUCACAGAGAGGUUACCGUGUAUUAAAGGGAAAAAGGUAACAGCAUCAAGCCAACAAAAUCAUAGUAAUCAGACAGACAAUCUGACUCUAAGCUGA
Molecule: messenger RNA, 1011 nt
Organism: Condylura cristata (star-nosed mole)
Lineage: Eukaryota; Metazoa; Chordata; Mammalia; Eulipotyphla; Talpidae
Gene: P2RY13
Product: purinergic receptor P2Y, G-protein coupled, 13
Exons: 1
Coding region: 1-1011 (336 amino acids)
Biological process (GO): negative regulation of adenylate cyclase activity; G protein-coupled receptor signaling pathway
Cellular component (GO): membrane
Molecular function (GO): G protein-coupled purinergic nucleotide receptor activity
Source: RefSeq, a predicted model, not a curated record